This is a messenger RNA of Canis lupus familiaris (dog), 2739 nucleotides long. It is a transcript of the gene GARIN1B, whose product is annotated as family with sequence similarity 71 member F1. The record is from RefSeq and is a predicted model, not a curated record. Gene Ontology annotation, cellular component: nucleus. Lineage: Eukaryota; Metazoa; Chordata; Mammalia; Carnivora; Canidae. The transcript has 8 exons. Bases 317 to 1468 code for a protein of 383 amino acids.
UAAAAGGAAUGAGUGUGCCCUCCCCUUCCCCCUUCCCCUUCUCUCUGGCCAGUAUGCAAAUAUGAUGGCAGGAGCUGAAGCAGCCACUUUGAAACACAGAGACAGAUAGUGACAUAUUGACAAUGGCAGAGGUACUCCACCAGCUCAGGACAGCCUAUCUUUGGACUACUGUGCCUGCCCUGGUUUUUUCAUGAUGUCAUCCAUUCAUCAUUGUGAGCUGAUUGGCGGUCCCAGGCCUUGGCCAGCUGCCCAAGGCCACGAGGGAAGAGAGAGAUACCAGGACAAACUUGCAGCAGGCCCCUGAGCAUGUGCAGAAAUGUUGUCAUCGGUUCCACAGAGAAAGACUAGGUGGAAAUCAAAGAAGACAGUAAAAGUCACAAGAUCUUUUCCAACCUUCCCUCCCCUAAAUGCCUGGGAAGAAGUCAGGGGCCUCUUGCCUGUGGAUGGGGAGCCAAACCCUGGAGUGGGCCUGGGUGUAGAGGAGGGACUGCUCUGCCAGAUGCUUCAUUCUCCAGAAUUCAACCUAUUUCCUGACUCAGUGGUAUUUGAAAGCAACUUUGUCCAGGUCAGAAAGGGCAGGAGCUGGAUAGACAUCUACAAAGCCUCCAACACCAUGGCCCUUGGGGUAACCUCCUCUGUGCCCUGCCUGCCCCUUCCCAAUAUCCUCCUCAUGGCUAGUGUGAAAUGGCACCAGGGACAGAGCCAGACAUGGAACAGACCAUCUACAGCCCCAAACAUCAAGCUGAAGAGGAUUCUCCCAUUGAAGUUUGUGGAGCUCCAGGUCUACGACCAGCUUCAGCGCAUCCUGCGGUUGAGGACAGUCACUGAGAAGAUCUACUAUCUCAGGCUCCACCCUGACCAUCCUGAGACUGUCUUCCACUUCUGGAUCCGACUGGUUCAAAUUCUGCAUAAGGGCCUGUCUAUCACCACCAAAGACCCUAGGAUUCUUGUCACUCACUGUCUGGUACCCAAGAACAGCUGCAGCCCCUCGGGAGACUCUAACUUAGUACAGAAGAAACCCCAAGCCUCCCAGCCCAGUGAGAGCCUCAUGCAGCUGAUGGCCAAGGGGGAGAGUGAGGCACUCUCUCAGAUUUUUGCCGACUUGCACCAGCACGAUGAGUUCAGGCUGGAGCUCCAGGAGCAGCAAAAAGACACAGACCAAAUGGGACAGCUCAGUUCUACUCCCGCAGAUUCUACCCUAGUCCACCUUACUGCCGCAUGCCCGGCCUGCUCCAAUAAUCUUCCACUAGUUCAUUCUUCAUUUACUCAUUCAAAAACAUGCAGUGAGCCCUUGGCAACAUUCAAAACUCGUGCCUGGGAUACCUCAGGAGCACAAAGACAGAGGCCCAUCCCCACUCCCAGGAGGCUGUUGGGGAAGGCCGGGCAUCUGAGUCAAGUCAUAGAGAGGGAGCACAGCAAGGCUGGCCGAAACACAGGAGGCAGAGGGGAUCUGUGUGAGGGAGCAUGACAUAUUCUGGACACAGCAGCCAGUUCCCCAUUUAUUGACAGGUUCUAGUUUACCCCAAAUCUACUCAUUUCGGCAUGCAUGACCCUCUUACCAUCUCACCCUCAAGCCAGAAGCCCUGUGCCUCCUCUUCUGCAGGCCUAAACUGCUCUGGUCAACCUUAGCUCUUCUUCCCCAUGCCUUAUUCAUCCCAUCUGCUCCCUUCCCCUGAUGCUCCACCCUAAAUCCUACCCAUCCUUCCAGAUUAAUCUUUCCUUGGUCAUAACUUCUUUUAAAUUAUUCCCUAAUUGUUUCAAGGGCUUAAGUCUUAUGUCUUCAACCAAUAUUCAUUCUUUUCAUGCUUCUGAAUUAUCUGCAGUGGCAAACACAGGGCUAGGAGCACAAUGGGAAUUCAAUAAAAUCCGUGCAUCACACUACUGAUAAAUUAUUGGUUCAGAAGGCAAUGAGAAUAUCAUGUUAUAUUUAGGAAUUUAGGGGAAUGUGUAGAUCCUGGAGAAGCUCUGCCAACUUUCAUCCAAACCACGGAUUACAACUCAAACAUCCGCAAGUGGUAUAAACAGGUAGAGAGCCUAGACAUCAUAUAAGAAAGGUUGACCUUUCUUUCAUCUCCAUUGUAAGUUAAAUAAUAGCUGGGCUGACACUUGGUUGCAGCACUGAAGAGGCAGUAGGAAGUGGUGGGGACGGUCACAACAAGAAAAUGGAAGUUUCCAUGAAGACUUCAAUUGUCACCAUGCUGGAACACAGGCCUGAUGCUGCCAGAUACUCUGAUUUUUCAACAAAGGCAAAAAUCUGGAUUUUUAUGUGACAUACCCCCCUGCCCCAUAAAAACUAAAACACAGUCUAGGCUGACACUUAGUGGGCAAACAAAACGUAUCUGCAGGCCAAAUUCAGCCUGGAGGCUGCCAGUUCAUUUAGCCCCUGUUCUAAAUGGUAAGUAGAGCUGGCCCACAUUUUUCCAAACCUAGGAGUGCUUUCUCAUGUCAUGUGACCACUAAAUACAAUGAUGAUUCAUUAAUGUUUUCACACAUACAUUCAAUCACACACAUACUCAAAACAUAUCCCAUGAAAUUAUGGCUGAAGAAGACAGAGAGAAUAUGUCAAGCUUAUUUCUAGGACUUGGGAGAACAGCUUGAUUUUCAGAGUCACAAGACAUGUGGUGUCAUGGAAACUACCACCAGUCCCAAACUGUCCUGAGGCUGAUUGAACGAAUUAUCCCAGUAUGUCCUCAGAACCCUUCACUUUCCUUGGAACCGAAAGAACUCCCUUUUCUUUCC